AUGGUCUUAAACAAGAAAAAAACAAAAGAUUGCAAUACGAAAAAUGAAGGGUGUCUAAUGAAAAAUAUAUCAUGGUUAGAUUUUAUAACUUUUAAUUGGAUAACAAAAUUGCUAGAUAAUCUUAAAAGAGAAGAUUUUAAAUUACCAGAUAUAGAAGAAAAUAGUAGUAUAGAAUAUUAUACGUAUAAAUUAGGAGAGAAUUUAAGAAAUGUAAGUAUAAAAAAGUCAGGUUUAUUUAAUAAUUUUUAUAAAAAAGGUAAUUCUUAUACAUAUGUAAAAUAUCCUCUUAAAUCAAAAGGAACAAGGAACAAAGAAUAUUAUAUACAUUAUAAUAACAUUUAUUGGUCAUUAUUAAAGACAUUUAAAGUUCCUUUAAUUACAGUCUCUAUAUUUCUUAUUUUGCACACUUUAUUUUUAAUUUUUGUUGCAUUGUGUGUAGAAAAAUAUGUACUGAUAAUAAAAGGUCAUAUUACUUUAUCAAAUCCGUUUUUUAGUUUUUCAAAAUUAUUAUAUGGUAUUGCUGUAAUUGUUGUAUUUUUCCUUGGCCAACUUUUUGAUGCGGUAUUGUGUUAUUAUAACUAUAAACUACGAGUGGACAUGGAAGUAACUGUUAUGUAUUUUCUUUAUAAAAUUAAUUUAAGUAAUUACAACAAUAAUUUGAUGGACCCCUAUACAUGUAUGAAUAGAGAUGAUGAUGAGUAUGAUGAUGAAAAGACAAACAUAAGUUAUUGCAAAAUACAAAAUGAAAAUUUAAAUAAAGAAGAAAAAAGUGUGUAUGCGGAUAAUUAUUGCACAGAUACUUUAUAUAACAAUUGUUCCAACUACAAAAAGGAUAAAAUUGAUUCACAUAAGGAUUUAUAUUUAAAUACAAAGGAUUAUUAUUCUAUUUGUUUUAAUAAUGAAAUUUAUGUAAGUGAUCAACAUAAAUAUAAUAAUGACUUUGCCAAAUUUGCAUGCAGUGCAAGAACUUCUAAUGGAGAAGAUGAUAAAAUAAAUGAAGUAAACAAAGAAAUUACAAAUAAUAAUUUUAAAGAAGUUAAAAGUUCUCACGUAAAUGAAGAAGAAAAAGAAGAAGAAAACAUAAAUUCAAAAAAAGAAAAAGCAAUUGAUAUAGAAAAAGAUAAUUUAGAUGAAAAAAAGGUGCUAUAUUUAAAUAAUAAUGAUUUGUAUCAAAAAAAAAGUGACAAUUACAAUGUAUUAAUAACAGAUAAAAAAAAUUCUAAAAAAAGUGAAGAUAAAUUAUCAUGUGAAAAUGAUGCAAAGUUAUUAGAAAAAAAAAAAAAAUAUAAGAAAAAAAAAAAUGAAAAAGAUGUAUUCGAUUUAAAUAUUUAUAAUAUUAUGUUUGUUGAUACUCCAUAUUUGAUAUUUUUUCUAAGUUCUUUGAUUGAUUUAUGCAAUAUGCUAAUUAAGUUCAUCAUAUCUUUUUAUAUUUUUUAUUUAAAAAUGGGAGGUAAUGCAAUAUUAAAUGGAGUAUUAUUGAUAUUUUUUUUUCAUGGGACUAUGCUCUUAUUUGAAUUUAUAUCGAGUUUAUUUAAAAAAAAAUACUUAAAAUAUAGAGAUACAAGAAUUGGUAAUAUGCACCAUGUAUUAAAAGAAUAUAAAUUAAUGAAAAUUUUUAAUUGGGAAUCUAUUGCUUUUGAUUAUGUGGAUUAUUUUAGAAAAAAAGAAAUGAAAAUAUGCAAAAUUCGAAUUUAUCUUAGUUCUUUAAGUCAUUAUUUAAAUACUAUUUCUAGCAGUGUUAUCGAGGUGGUAAUAUUCUUUUUAUUUAUUAAAAGUGAAUUAGAAAAUAACAAAACAGUCAAUUUUAGUUCUAUUAUUACUCCCCUUUUUGUAUAUAAAACACUAAUUUCAGAUGUCUCUAAUCUUCCCAAUAUAAUGAAUAAUUUAAUAGAGGGUGUUAUAAAUGUUAAACGUAUAAAUAAAUAUAUUUAUUAUUAUUUGUAUUAUAAUGAUAUAAAUAAUUAUUUUAAACAUUUCUCAAGUAAUAAUAAUAGUACUACUAAUUUAUUUAUUGAUAAUUUGCAAAAAAAUGAAGCAACAAAUGGCUCGCAUUAUAGUAGAAGUUAUGAUAAAGAAAAAAAAAAUAUUUUAAGGAAUUUUCUUAGGUUUUUUUAUUUUAACAGAAGUAAAAAAAGAUAUGCUAUGGAUAAUGAAGCAUUAAAUAAUUUAAAUUAUGAUUCAAAUAGUAUUAAAAAAGUUAAAUAUUCUAGUGAUUUAGUAAAUCGCACAGAUUAUUAUAGUAGUAUAUAUCUAGAAAAAAAGAGUAUUAAUAGAACAAAGAAGAAAGAAGAUAAUGUUAUAAUAAAAUUAGAAAAUUGCUAUUUCACUCCUAUUAAAAAAGGUGAUAACAUGAAUGAUGAUUUUAUUUUGAAAAAUAUAAACUUUAAUUUAAAAAAUAACACCUUGUCUAUAAUUAUAGGAAAUGUUGGUUCAGGAAAAACAGUAUUUUUUCAAUCUCUUUUAGGAGAUUUUAAAUUAGCAUACGGUAAUUUCUACAUUAAAAAUUUUUUACAUAACAUGCCAAUUUUGUAUAUACCUCAAUAUAAUUGGAUAUCAAUAGGAACUGUUAGAUCGAUGAUCUUAUUUGGAAAUAAAUAUGAUGCAUCCAUUUAUCAUUAUGUAAUUUUACAAAGUGAAUUAUUAAAUGACAUAAUAUCAUUUAAAAAUAAAGACAUGAGAUAUGUUAAUGAUGAACAUAAUUUAAGUAAAGGACAGAAGGCAAGAAUUUGUUUAGCACGAGCUUUGUAUCAUCAUUAUAUACAUAUGAAAGAAUUAAGUAGUAAUUAUGAAAAAGAAGUAAAUGAAAAUAAAAAAUUUAAAAAAAUCAUGAAUUCAGAAAAUAUUUAUCAAUUAAAUGCAAAAAGUUUGGGAAAUCAAACUACUGAAAAUAGUUCAUUUGUUUGCAAUGAAGAUCAGGUUAAUAAGAAGGAUAAUCAAAAGAAUAAUUCUGAACAAAUUAAUUAUUUAAAUGAUAGUAAUAACACAAAUAUUUUGCAGAAUAGUUUAAAUAUUUCAAAUAAUAAUUGUAAUCUUAGAAGUACACAUAAUUUAUAUUACAACGAUAAUAGCAAUAAUAAUUCAUGUAAUAAAGAAGAAGACAUAUUUAAUAACAGUUAUGUUAAAACUAGCUUAAAAAAUGAGAAUAUAUCCUAUUUGUAUUUAAUAGAUGAUGUUUUUACUGGUCUUGAUCCUUGUAUUUCUAAAAAUAUAUUCUAUAACUUAUUUUGCCACAAAGAAAAAAUAGAAUGUUUUAAAGACAACAGCAGUUUUAUUAUAUCAAUGAAUGAAAAUAUAUUUGAUAGUUUUAUGACAGAUGAUAUUCUUAAUAAUCUUCAAUAUAAUGUAAAUAUAUAUAAAAUAGAAAACAAUAUUUUGAAUUAUGAAGGAGAACUCUCAGAUUAUAUAAAAAAGAACAAUAUACAUAUAAAAACGGAAGUUAAUUCAAAUAAAAAAAAAUUAAGUAUAAAUGAAGCAAAACUAAAAUUAUGUAUUGACGAAGAGGGGUGUUGUAAAAAACAAAGUGAUAUGAGAUAUAAUAAAUUUAUGUUGUUAAAACAACUAAAAACUAUGCAUUCUUUUAAAGUAAGCAAAAGUAAUUCUUUUACACAACAUAGCAGGAAAGAAACAAUUGACACUCAGAAAUUUUUAGAAAGUGAAAUUGUGAUUAAAGACAAUAAGAAUGCCAAUGAUCAUUCUAUUGAAAUUCCUAUGAAAAAAGACAAUUUUAAGGAAAUGUGUGAAGAGAAAAAUGAGAAUUAUUCAAAUGAAUUUGAAAAAAUUAAUAAAGUUUUAUCAUCAAAAUUAAAACAUGAUUAUAUACUUGACACUUCUAGUGACAAUGAAGAUGAAUCAAAAUUUAAAGGAAAUAUAAAAUUAGAAACCUUUACUUGGUAUUUAGGUAAAGUUGGAUUCCCCUUGAUAGUAGUAAUAAUUUUUUUUAUGUUUAUAUCUAUAUUUACUGAAGAAAUAAAAAAUCUCAUAUUAUUUAUGGCUAGUACGAUAUUGAAAACUGGAGAUAAAAGUGAUCAUGAAGCUUUAAAUAAACAAAUGACAUAUUUAAAAUAUUUUGUAUUGUUACCUUCUAUAUCUUUAGUAGCUACUCUAAUAUGUUUUAUGCUCAUUGCUUAUGGUGCUAUUCUAUCAGCAGUAAAAGUACACACAGAAGUAUUAUCUAAUAUUUUAUAUGCACCAAUACAUGUAUUUUAUAGUAAUAAUCUGGGUAAUAUAAUAAAUAGAUUUAUUACUGAUAUUAAUGUAUUAGAUAAUGGAAUUUUAAAAAGAAUAUAUAAAACAUUUUAUACUUUCUUCCGAUUUAUUUUUACUACUUUCUUAUUAAUUUAUAUGAUAAAAUAUACUCUAUGGGUUUUUCCUUUUAUUAUGUUAAUAAUAUAUUUUGUCGUUUUUAAAAGAUAUUCUAAAGGAUGUAAAGAGGCACAAAGAGGUUAUUUAAGUUCUCAUUCACCUCUUUGUAACAUGUACAGCAACACUAUAUUGGGAAAGAAUGUAAUUAAUUUAUAUAAAAAGAAUGAUUACUUUUUAAAUUUAUAUAAGCAUCGAACAUGUGUAUUUAGGAAUUAUACUAUUUUUAAGUGGUCCAUAACAAUAUGGGCAUCUUUAUAUGUUCAACUCAUUGUUUCACUUUUAACUUUAUUUUAUAUUAUAUAUCCUCAUAUAUUUUUUAAGAAAGAUCAUAAUAUAAAUGAAGGAAAUUUUGAGAAAAAUGCAAGUAUUAUUGGUUAUUGUAUAACCUUUUCUUGUAAUCUUGGUAGUAUAAUAAAAUGUUUAUUAUAUGAUUAUACACAUGUUGAAAAAGAAAUGUGCAGUACACAAAGGUUAGAAGAAUGUUCAAAAAUAAUUAAUGAAGAAAAUUCUUCAGAAGGAGCAAAUAUAAAAAUACCUUCAAAAUUUAACAAACAAAAAAAGUCUCAGAAGAACAAGAAUUCUUCAGAUUUAACAAAAAAAUUAUCUACUAUACCUACUAUAAAUGACAAUACUUCCGUAAUUGAUGAAUCAAAUCAAAAAUAUGGAAUUCAUUUUGAAAAUGUUUUUGUUAGCUAUAAGAAAAAGAUUUACUUAGAUAAAAAAAAUAAUAUUUAUAAUUAUGUAAAUGAAAAAUCUUGUUUAAAAAAUAUUAAUAUUUAUGCGUUAAAAAAUCAAAAAAUUGGUAUAGUAGGAAAAUCAGGUUCAGGUAAGAGUACAAUGAUAUUAUCUAUUCUAGGUUUAAUUCCCACUACUAGAGGGAAAAUAACAAUUGAAGGAAAAAAUAUUAAAGAAUUAGAUAUGGAACAAAAAAAAAAUAUUAUUGGUGUUUUACCUCAAUCAUCCUUUGUUUUUUUCAACUGGAAUGUUAGAACUUUUAUUGAUCCUUAUAAAAAUUUUAGUGAUGAAGAAAUUGUUGACGCUUUUAAAUUAAUUGGUAUAAAUUUAAGUUUUAAAGAUUUGGAUAAAUAUAUAUAUAAACAAAGGAAAAAAAAAAAGCAUAACGGAUUGAAAAAAAAGAAAACUAUCAAUUUAAAUAAUUUCAUUACCUUAACAGAUGAUUGCAUACGAUAUUUAUCUGUAGUUCGACUAUUUUUAAAUAGACAUAAAUAUAGAUUAAUAUUAAUUGAUGAAAUUCCCGUUUUGAAUUCUAACAAUAAUAAUAUGAAAUUGAAUAAAUUUUUUACUAAAGAUUUAAAAUCAUUCGAUUACAUUAUAAGAAAUUACUUUCAAAAUACUACUGUUUUAAUCAUUGCACAUGAUGCGAAUACUUUAUCGUGUUGUGAUUUUAUUUAUGUUAUAAGAAAAGGAGAAGUAGUUUAUAGGUGUCGUAAUAAAGAUAUAAAAACACAAGCAGAAUUGGCAAAUAUACUUGAACAGAACAAUUAA
Molecule: messenger RNA, 5868 nt
Organism: Plasmodium relictum
Lineage: Eukaryota; Apicomplexa; Aconoidasida; Haemosporida; Plasmodiidae
Gene: MRP2
Product: ABC transporter C family member 2, putative
Exons: 1
Coding region: 1-5868 (1955 amino acids)
Biological process (GO): transmembrane transport
Cellular component (GO): membrane
Molecular function (GO): ATP hydrolysis activity; ATP binding; ABC-type transporter activity
Source: RefSeq, a predicted model, not a curated record